Molecule: messenger RNA, 823 nt
Organism: Pelodiscus sinensis (Chinese soft-shelled turtle)
Lineage: Eukaryota; Metazoa; Chordata; Testudines; Trionychidae
Source: RefSeq, a predicted model, not a curated record
AUGACAUCAGGGGUGAUGUCACAAGGGAAGGAACCUUCAGAGGGGGGCCCUGGACGUGGAGGGCGACCAGCAGAGGGGCUGGGCCAGGGAGGUGGCGGCCAGCGCUCCGGCAUGGCUGGGAGGGGCAGCAGCAGGAUGAUCUCUUUUGAGCGGCGCAAUCAAGCCCUCAUGGAGAAGAUCAAAUCCCUGCAAGUAGCCAACGCCAACCUGCGCUACAUGAAUUUGCGGCUAAAGGAGGAGAACGAAGUCUUCAAGUCAACGGAGGAAGUCAUUCCAGGGACAACGACAAGAUCAAGCAGAAGAUCAUCCAGCUGACAGAGCUGCAGGAGAGCCUGCAAGACGACAUUUACAUCCUGGAAGAGCAGCUGUGUAAGUACCGGAGGCAGGGGCCGGAGUGGAGAGCCUGGCCUGCCAGCCCUGCCCGAGCGACCCAGGGAGGCAGGAGCCCGGACUGGGCCCUUCUUAGACGUCAGAGGCUUUUCAGUUGCCUUAGUCUGCCCUGGUGCUGGCUUGUAGGGCAGGGGGGCUAUUUCCUGGGGGAAGGGGUCAAUUUCCAGGGUCAGGGACUACCCAGACACACAGGCAGCGGCGGAUUUAGGGCAGGGUGAGCGGGGCGGCUGCCUCGGGCCCCGCGCUUCCCGAGGCCCCGCGCAUGCGCCGUGUCAAAGAAGGGGCCCCGCAAAAUUUCGCUGCUCGGGGCCCCGCAGUUCUGCCCUGGGCUCCGUGGCACUCUCAUCGCCCCUGCACACAGGGAACGAGAUCAGGGCCCGUCGGGCCGGGCGCCGCCCAGACACACAGUGACCGAGAUCAGGGCCCCGUCGGG